This is a messenger RNA of Musa acuminata subsp. malaccensis (wild Malaysian banana), 1034 nucleotides long. RefSeq names its product transcription factor MYB30-like. Lineage: Eukaryota; Viridiplantae; Streptophyta; Magnoliopsida; Zingiberales; Musaceae. The record is from RefSeq and is a predicted model, not a curated record.
AGAGGCCUCGUGCUCUCCGGCAAAGCCUGUUGAAUUGGUGAGAGAAGAAAAGGAAGAGAAGGAGAGAGACAGGGAAGGAAGGAAGGAAGGAAGGGAGGAGGAGUCUCCGGGCAACAUGGUGAGAGCACCUUGCUGCGAGAAGAUGGGGCUGAAGAGGGGGUCAUGGACUCCGGAGGAGGACCAGAUUUUAGUAGCUUACAUCCGGCAGCACGGUCAUGGGAACUGGCGAGCUCUGCCGAAACAAGCCGGGCUUCUGAGGUGUGGGAAGAGCUGCAGACUCCGGUGGGUGAACUACCUGCGACCUGACAUCAAACGAGGCAACUUCACCAAGGAAGAAGAGGAGACGAUCAUUAGAUUGCAUGAGGACUACGGGAACAGAUGGUCUGCGAUUGCCACGAAGCUACCUGGCAGAACUGAUAACGAGAUCAAGAACGUGUGGCACACCCACUUGAAGAAGCUCGUCAGCCCCAGCAUGCCAUCCACACCAGUAAAGAAGAAGACGAAAAAGAAGUCAUCGGAGCCUAUUACAACCAUGCCACCGGACACAGGCUCGGAGAACACAGGAUGCAGAUUUAUGAGCGUGUCACCAGAACAAUCACCUUGCGACUUCUCAUCCUGUGCCACAGACUCAUCGACGGAGUCGGGAGAGAUCAGCGACGGUGGCAAAGAGGGAAGCUUUUGCUCGGAGAAAUUCUCGGAGAUUGAUGAAAGCUUUUGGUUGGAGGAGUGGUCGAUGGAUGACCGUGCGGCUUCCGUGAGCUUUACAGGACUAGCGAUCCCUCCUUCGCCCUCCAUCGGUGAGCAGUUGGACCUGCUCGGUGCAUCUGACAGCGGCGACAAGGAUUUUUGGCUGCGGGUGUUCAUGGGAGCUGGAGAUUUGCAGGAACUGUCACAAAUCUAGCAGAUGAUGAUUUGCGUGUUAAAUUCCUCCGAAAUCAACUGUUUCGGCGCAAAAUUGCAGAUAAAAUUCUUUAAAGAUUAUUUCGUUGGUGGCAAAUUGAUUGUCCAAGAUUAGAUAGAGGAUAUUGCUGCUA